Vanessa atalanta (red admiral) is the source of this 4294-nucleotide messenger RNA. It is a transcript of the gene Enoph, whose product is annotated as enolase-phosphatase E1. The transcript has 7 exons. Lineage: Eukaryota; Metazoa; Arthropoda; Insecta; Lepidoptera; Nymphalidae. Bases 151 to 2478 code for a protein of 775 amino acids. Gene Ontology annotation, molecular function: acireductone synthase activity; magnesium ion binding. The record is from RefSeq and is a predicted model, not a curated record.
UACGCCGUGCCGCCGUGCUCUCGUGUCUCGUUCAAUCAAUGCUUUUUUUCUGUGGUGUGGGGUAGUUGUGUGGCGUGGAAGAAAUUCUAGUCAAGUAAAAAUAGAAAAUAGUAACGAAAGUACGCCUGAUAAAGGUAGUGCUGAGUAGAAAUGGCUAAUGAGAAUAAGGAAAUAGGUGACAUCGUAAAGAAAUGCAAAAUCUUGCUUUUAGACAUCGAGGGAACAACAACAUCGAUCAGCUUUGUUAAGGACAAGUUGUUCCCGUAUGCAGAGGAAAACGUUAAGCAGUUUUUGGAGAGUGAAUGGGAGAACGGGGAUGUGAAGGAGGCAGUGACUGCGCUUCGAAAACUGGCGCUUGAGGACAAGGAGAAAAGCGUCGAAGGACUUGUCCCUAUUCCUGGAGAGGAUGCAUCAAAAGAAGAUCAAAUUGAGGGUUUGGUCAAGAAUGUAAAGUGGCAGAUGUCGUCUGACCGAAAGGUGGGCCCCCUCAAGCAAUUGCAAGGUCUUAUUUGGAAGCAGGGCUAUGACAAGGGAGAUAUAAAGGGCCAUGUAUACGACGAUGUAUCUUCUGCACUUGAACAAUGGCACUCUGUGGAUGGACAAAAGAUAUACAUAUAUUCAUCUGGUUCAGUCCAAGCCCAGAAACUUUUGUUUGGACAAUCACUCGCCGGUGACUUGCUGAAGUAUAUUGAUGGUCACUUUGACACUGCUGUUGGAGCUAAACAAGAAUCAGCCAGCUAUACUUCUAUUGUCGAGAAAGUCGGCUGCAAUGCUACCGAUAUUCUAUUCCUUACUGAUAUCGAUAAAGAAGCUGAAGCGGCGAAAAGCGCUGGAUUAUGCGUGGCGCUCGUCAGCCGAGAAGGCAAUGCUCCUUUAAGUACAGAGGCUACAGAGGCCUUUGCAGUGAUCCACUCCUUCACACAACUCUCUGUCUCCAACAAGCGCAAGACCGAUCCUCAGGAUGAACAACCGGCUAAAGUUCCUAAAACAGAUGUAAGCUAUGAUGUUAAGACAGAAGCAGAGACAGCUGCUAAUGAAUCUGCCAUUAAGAAUAAAGAAAAGGAAGAACCUGAAAAAAUGGAUGUUGAAGAAGAGAGUCAACCAGUGAAAGAUGCCACAAAAGAAGAAAAAAUUAAAGAUGAACCCAUGCCAGUUAUUAUUGAAGAAGUUACUAACGAUGUCGAUGCCCCAGGUUCUAAACCAAUUGUAACUGAAGUUAAAGAAGAUAAAGUUGAGAAAAAAGAAGAAUCUGAAAAAAUGGAGACCGAUUCUAUUGAAAAGGCAGAAGAGUCUAAAGAUAAAACUCAAAAAACAGAAAAAAUAGAAAAAGAUAAGACUGAACCUAAGGCAACCACAAAAGAAGCAAAAGAAAGCAUUGCACCGGAAGAAAAGACUGAUAAUGAAAAAACUGAUGUGCCAAAAGUAAAUUCUGAAGAGAAUAAAGAUGAAAAAACUACACCAAUUGCAAAAGAAGCUAUGUCUACUGUUAUUACGGAAAUAGAGGAAAUAAGUGAUAAAGAAAAUAUUGGUGACAUGGCAGAAAUUGUUGACGAUAUAGAACCAGUAGUUGAGGAACCUAAUGCGGCGGAAGAUAUGGAAGAUUUGCAGAAUGUUGGUGAAGUUUUAGAAAAAGAAUGUGAUGAAAUUUUAUCUAAAGUACAAGACGUUACAAAUUUGGAUAAUAUUCCACUUAAACCCUUAUUAAAUCCUAUUGUCGAAGAAUCUAUGGAGACCGAAAAUUUAGACUCUAAUGAUAUUGUUGAAAGAAUAUUAGAGUCGGAAAUAGAGCUUGAAAUGAAACAGCAAGAUGAGAAUAAUAAGAAAUUAAACGAAGAUACUAAAGUACCAUCGAAAGAAGAUUCAACUAUUAUUAAUGAUAAAAAAGAUGAAAAAACCGAGGCAGUAGAAGAAAAUAAAGAAAAAUCAGAAAGCUCAGAAACAAAAGAAAAUAAAGCCAGUUCCUCAGAAACGAGUUGUAAUUCAGAUGAAAAAGUAGUGGAAAGCAAUGUUGAGAUUGAAAUUACUCCUGAAAAAACGGAUACAAAAAGCAGUCUACAAGAAAAAGAACCAAUUAAAGAUGCUGAUGAAAAACUAAAACCCGUAAUUGAGAAGAGUGUUGAGUCUUCAUUAGAAGAUAAAUCAAGUGAUGUCAAAGUAGCUGAUACACAAGUAGACGCGGUUAAGGCAGAAGAAAAAUCUAAAGAAAGUACAACAGAUGAGUCACAAGUAAAUGGCAAAACAAACGGUGAAGCAGAUAAAGUGAAUCAAAAUGGAGAUGCUAGUACUGAUGAAGAAUUAAGUUCGCGACUAUCAGUUGAAAACGUUAAAGAGGUAAAUGGCUCUAACGGAGAUUCUAUGAAAACGGAGAAUGGUCAAGAAUCAAAGAAGUUGGAACCAGAAGUAUCUGAUAUUAAAGUAAAGACAGUUACAACAGAGGAAAAGCGCACCGAACUUAUAGAGCAACCUACUGAGGCAUAAAUUGGUGUCGGGCGAGGUGUUUUCUGGGCGUCUAAGCGUUGGCUCACAUCAGAUGAUUGACAAGACUGAGGCUGCUCCCAGGCUGACAUCACUAUCUAGUUUAUAUGUGUAUUGAUAAUGAACAUUAAAUGUACCGCGCGGUGACUGUUUUGUACAUUGCCAACGUAAAGCAAUACUUAUAAAAUGUGUAAGUGCGAUAAAUGAUUGUAUAAGUGACGCAUAUUUUCUACUCAUGAUGAAUGUGAAUUUGUCGCCUUCAAUGAAUUCUUUUGAAAUAUAUGAUGUCUACGCUUUUUAAGUUGUACACUGUAAUUAAAUAUUGUCAUUUAAUCCCAUAGACGUGGUAUGGUUAUUAUUCAAUAAUUUAUUGAGCUUAGAUAUUUUAUAUUCAUUUUACUUAUCUGUGGAGUGUCUUACAAGAUGAAUGUUGAUGUGUUAUACAAUUUGCCGAAUUGUUUUUUUUUUUUGUAAAGAGUGACAGUACAAUUAUAUAAUCGUAAGAGAUGGAUGAAAUGGUUAUCGCACAAUUUUCAUCACAUUAUAAUAAGCGUAUGGAACAUUCCUUCACAAUUGAUUGUUUUAAGGAAAUUAGUUAGGACGCUUUUUAGAUUAAUUCCUUGUAUUCGUGCUCUUUUCCUGUGAUGUGUGGAUUCAAGUGUUUUUGGACUAUAUUGUAAUAAUGUACGUUGGAAGAUUUUACGGUCCUACUCCAAUUGACAUUAUUAUUAUAAGAAACUAUUUAUAGGUUAACGAUUUUUUUAUUGAAAAAUUGGCCGCUAAUAGUACCAAAAAUACGUUAUGACUACAACUUAUUAACUUUUCUUUUUACAAAUAUAUCACUAAUAUUUGCGCGAGUACAAGGCAGGCAUUGUACAAUUUUGUCACCGCUUGUCGUAUUUGGCUAAGGUAAGUUUUAUUCCUAAGUAUUAACUGUAUUGUGAUCUUAAUUAACGUACACAUUACAGAAUUUUCGUAUUUUUCUUACACUGCCAAAACACUUGACCGUCUCUCGUUCAACGUUGGUUUGCCUUAUACAUUGUGAUAUUGACAUGACAAGACUGUAAUUAAAUAAGUGAUUCAUUUUUGGGCUGUGUAAGUAUGGUAUAAAUAGGUGCAGAAGGGAAACGACUGAAUGGAGAUGGUAUAUUGGUUGCUGCGUCACUAAACACCACUACGGAUCUGUAGAAUUGUUUAUUAUUUCGCACAGAUAUUGUUAAAUUGUAUUUUAACUUUUAUGUAUUAUAAACCGCCUGUGAUUUUUUUUUAUUUCUAUUUUAAUAUUUAUAAUUGGUAUGAUAAAUUACAAUCAAUAAUUUAAUUUUAUACUGUAGAUCAAAAAUUAAACCCAAUCUACAUUAAAUAACUAGUCAUGGUGUCUCAGAAUCUCGAAGUACUUGUAACGUGUACGUAACAUGCAUAUUGGUACUAUUUUGUCUAUAGUGUUCAAUAAUACUAUUUUGUUUUUAAUUAUAAGUUCUAAAUUUAUGUUCCUUUAGUUUGUAAGGUCGCGGAAAUGAGGUCGAUUUGGCAAACCAUCGUUGAUUGGGAGACCAAGCUCCUUUACGUAGACUGAUUUUUUACUAAUAUUUACUCUCAACUUCUAUUCAAUAUCUCAAACCAGAUUUUUUUAUCAAUUUUAUUUUUGCUGAACAGUGUCAAAUUGAGAUAAUUGAUACAUGAGAGAAGCUUAAGUAUUAUGUAAGUUCUUCAGUUUCCUAGGAUACCUUGUAUAAAUAACAAGAUUUUGAACGCGUCUGAAAUGUAUUAAUUUGAAUUAUCACCACUAAUGACGUUGAAAUAUAAUGGAUGUAGAAUA